This is a messenger RNA of Glycine soja, 1354 nucleotides long. RefSeq names its product putative 12-oxophytodienoate reductase 11. Gene Ontology annotation, molecular function: FMN binding; oxidoreductase activity. NCBI's taxonomy places the organism in Eukaryota, Viridiplantae, Streptophyta, Magnoliopsida, Fabales, Fabaceae. Bases 96 to 1181 code for a protein of 361 amino acids. The transcript is spliced from 5 exons. The record is from RefSeq and is a predicted model, not a curated record.
UCUGCAUUAACACAAUCAAAAUAAUAAAGGAAAGGGCAACUAGGGAGAAGGCAGAGAAAGAAAUAGGAAAGGAAACCAAAGAAUUCUACACAAAAAUGGCUGAACAAAAAAAUCAUGUCAUCCCUCUUCUUACUCCUUACGGGAUGGGGAACUUCAAUCUAUCCCACAGAAUCGUUUUGGCACCACUAUUUAGAGCAAGAUCUUACAACAACGUUGCUCAGCCCCAUGCUAUUCUAUAUUACUCUCAAAGAGCUACCAAGGGAGGUCUUCUAAUUACUGAAGCCAAUAGUAUUUCACCCACUUGUCAAUACCAUCCAAACGCAGUUGGUAUAUGGUCAAAAGAGCAAAUUGAAGCAUGGAAACCCAUUGUGGAUGCUGUUCAUGCCAAAGGUGGUAUAUUCUUCUGUCAGAUUCUUCAUACUGGAAGGGUUUCAGAUCCAGAUUUUAAGCCCAAUAGACAGACCUUAAUAUCAUCAACCAACAAGCCAUUGACACAUAAUGGCAUCGAACCAAGGGCACUAAGGACAGAUGAAAUUCCUCAUAUCGUCAAUGACUUCAGGCUUGCUGCAAGGAAUGCUAUUGAAGCAGGGUUUGAUGGAGUUGAGAUACAUGGGGCACAUGGUUUUCUAAUUGAUCAGUUUUUGAAAGAUCAAGUUAACGAUAGAACAGACAAAUAUGGUGGAUCCACGGAGAACCGUUGUCGCUUUGCAUUAGAAGUUGUUGAAGCUGUUGUAGAAGAAAUAGGGGCAGAUAGAGUUGGAAUAAGACUUUCACCCUUUUCAGACUACAAUGAAUGUAAUGACUCUAAUCCUCAAGCAUUGGGUCUCUACAUGGCCAAAUCACUUAACAAACAUGGUGUGCUUUAUUGUCACAUGGUUGAGCCAAGAUGGGACAUUUCUGGGGAGAAUAAGGAAACCCCUCACACUCUUGCACCAAUGAAGAAGGCCUUUAAUGGCACUUUCAUUGUUGCUGGGGGUUAUGAUAGAAAAGAAGGGAACAAGGCUGUGGCUGAGGAGAAGGCAAAUCUUGUUGCUUAUGGUCGUUUGUUUUUGGCUAAUCCAGAUUUGCCUAAGAGGUUUGAGGUUGAUGCACCACUCAACAAGUACAAUAGGGAGACCUUCUACACUCCUGAUCCAGUUGUGGGUUAUACUGACUAUCCAUUUCUAGAAGGAAGUUCUUAAUUAAGGAUCACAUGAACUAGAAGGGUGGAUUUACUCUUAUGUUUUGCAUUAUUUGAUGUUUAAAAGUUGUUUGAUUUGGGUAUAUUUGUAUUUUUCACUCAAUUAUAUAUUGUAAGAUAACAGCAUAUUGUUGCACUUAAUAAGAAAAUAUUUAGAUUGAUUUAUUGUAUUAA